AGCCCUGAACAAGGAUGGCUGAGCCCCGCCAGGACUUUGACACGAUGGAAGACCAUGCCGGGGACUACACCCCGCUCCAGGACCAGGAGGGGGACACAGAGCCCGGCCUGAAAGAGUCUCCCCCGCAGACUCCGGCUGAGGAUGGAUCCGAGGACCUGGGCUCUGAGACCUCUGAUGCUAAGAGCACUCCGACGGCCGAAGAAGUGACUGCACCCUUAGUGGAUGAGAGAGCCCCCGGCAAGCAGGCUGCCCAGCCCCGCCUGGAGAUCCCAGAAGGAACCACAGCUGAAGAAGCGGGCAUUGGAGACACCCCAACCCUGGAAGACCAAGCCGCUGGACACGUGACUCAAGAAGAGAUAAGCGCUCCAGGCCAGCAGAGGGAGGCGCCUGAGCGGGCCCUGGCCAAGGAGCUCAGCGCUCGAGUCCAGCCUGGACGUAGCGGAGAAGUGGCUGGGGUCCCCGAGCCGCCUCUGGGUGGAAAGCAGGCGGAAGCUGCUGCUCCGGAAGUUGCCUGUGCUCCUCUGCAGCCUCCCGUCUGCCCAGCGCCCCCGCUACCCCGAGGCCCUGAGAGCCCUGCGCAGGAACGGGGACCCGAGCAUGGGGACCAAGCCAAGGAGGCGCGAGACGUUUCAGAGCCCUCCUUCCCUGGACAUCUCCACAGGGAGCCGGAGAGGGGCGAGGGUGUCCAGGAGAGCCCUCUGAGGCCGCCAGGCCGCCAUGGAGGCGAGGCCUCGGACCUGGGCACCCCGGGUCUCACCCUCCCACACGCGCCCCGCGUGCCCAGGGCUCCCUGCCUGCCUGAGGGCCCCACAGGAGACACACAUCAGCCUUUGGGGAGAGCACCUGAGCACCAAGGUUCCGAGCUGCGGCCGCGCCAGCCUGUGGGAAACCAGGACCAGGAGGGGCCCCCUCUGCAGGGGGCCCAGGGCAAGGAAAGGCUGGGGGGUGAGAAGGAGGUGGACGAAGACCGCGACAUUGAUGAGUCGUCGCCCCAGGACUCGCCUCCCUCCCAGGUCUCCCCGGCCCCCAGCGGGCCGCCCCCUCGUGCUGUCUCCAGAGAACCCGCUGGCGUGCCUGGGUUCCCGGCCGAGGGUGCCAUCCCGCUCCCUGUUGAUCUCCUCUCCAAAGUUCCCACAGAGAGCCUGGCCUCACCGCCAGACGGGCCUCGCACAGGGCCCGCGGUGGACGGGCCUGAGCCCGGUCCCGAGUUCACCUUCCACGUGGAAAUAAAGGCCAACGUGCCGAAGGAGCAGGCACGCCCGGAGCUGGAUUUGGAAGGGGCUGCGCUCCCAGCGGCCGCCAGAGAAGAGCAAGAGGCCCUGGGCCCCUCUGUGGGAGAGCCCGCAAAGGAGGCUGCCCUUCCCGAGCCAUCGGAGAAGCGGCCUGCAGCUGGUCUGCCCGGGAGGCCUGUCAGCCGGGUCCCUCAACUCAAAGCUCGCAUGGUCAGUAAAGGCAAAGAUGGGACUGGAAGUGACGACAAAAAAGCCAAGGGGGCGGAUGGCAAAACUGGAGCAAAGACGGCUACACCCCGGGGAGCGGCCCCUUCCGGUCAGAAAGGUGCUGCCAACGCCACCAGGAUUCCAGCCAAAACCACGCCCAGCCCAAAGACACCGCCCGGCGCUGCUUUGAAGCAAGUGCAGAGAAAACCACCCCCUGCGGGGGCAAAACCGGAGAGAGGUGAAUCAGCAAAAUCUGGGGAUCGCAGCGGCUACAGCAGUCCUGGCUCCCCGGGAACCCCUGGCAGCCGCUCCCGCACCCCAUCUCUGCCAACCCCACCCACCCGGGAGCCCAAGAAGGUGGCAGUGGUCCGCACGCCACCCAAGUCACCGUCCUCCACCAAGAGCCGCCUGCAGACGGCCCCUGUGCCCAUGCCCGACCUGAAGAACGUCAGGUCCAAGAUCGGCUCCACUGAGAACCUGAAGCACCAGCCAGGAGGCGGGAAGGUGCAGAUAAUUAAUAAGAAGCUGGAUCUUAGCAACGUCCAGUCCAAGUGUGGCUCAAAGGAUAAUAUCAAACACGUCCCGGGCGGCGGCAGUGUGAGUACCGUCACGCUUUCCACGCACCGUUCUGCGGUCUCCGUCGUGGGAAGUGGCGUGCAAAUAGUCUACAAACCAGUGGACCUGAGCAAGGUGACUUCCAAGUGCGGCUCCCUGGGCAACAUCCACCACAAACCAGGAGGUGGCCAGGUGGAAGUGAAGUCUGAGAAGCUGGACUUCAAGGACAGAGUCCAGUCGAAGAUCGGGUCCCUGGACAACAUCACCCACGUCCCUGGCGGAGGCCAUAAGAAGAUCGAAACCCACAAGCUGACCUUCCGCGAGAACGCCAAAGCCAAGACGGACCACGGGGCGGAGAUCGUGUACAAGUCCCCGGUGGUGUCCGGGGACACGUCUCCCCGGCACCUCAGCAACGUCUCCUCCACCGGCAGCAUCAACAUGGUGGACUCGAUGCAGCUCGCCACGCUAGCUGACGAGGUGUCUGCUUCCCUGGCCAAGCAGGGUUUGUGAUCAGGCCCCCGGGGAGGUCCGUCAUCGUGGAGAGAAAAGAGCGAGAGAGUGUGGGAGAAAAGAACACUGACCCGGCCCUUCGCCCUCUGCCCUCCCCGCUGCUCCCCACACGGGUCGGUGGGGUCCACCACCUAACCCGCUUUCGCCGCUCGGCUCUGGCUCGGGACUUCAAAAUCCGUGAUGGGAGUAAGAGCAAAUUUCAUCCUUCCAAAUUGACCAGGGGGCUAAUAAUAUUUUAAAAAUGUGUAAAAACAUGGCCACCCCCACCAUUUCCUGGGCAUUUCCUUUCGGUUCUUUAUUUCCUCCCCCCCAAGUAGAAGAGGGAAGGAGAGGUCUGGAAAGCUGUUUGGGGGUUUCAAGGGACUGGGGUGCUCGUGCCUCUGGCCGCCUCCUGGGGUGUCGCAGGGACAGCAGCGCAGAGGGCCUGAGCCUGGGUGUGUGUGUGCAGCCACGGGCGCGAGGCUGGGCGCGGGAGGGACGGACGGCGGGAGGAGCGCGGGGCGGCGGGGCCUCAGUGACCGCCACAACCCCGCCUUGCGGCUUCUGGGAUCUGCGGGGCCGCGUGCCCCUUUGGAGGCUGUCCCGCGGCCGACGGGGCAGGCGGUGGCGCGGUAUUACUCCUUCCGCCCAGAGCUGCGGCCUUCCUCUCCCGCCGCGCAAGGCGGCUCUCCCGCAGCCCCGCCCCUGCCACGCUGAGCUCCGAGGCCUGCAACUGCCUGGCCGUGGGGCCGAGCAGUUCUCUUCGUAAGCACUGGUGCCUCCUGCUCGGGCUGCGCCUGGGGCUACAGGGUCGGGGCGUGCCUGGGAGGUGCGUCCUGAGCCUCCCACGCCCUCCACGGCCAUGCAGGCCCCUGCCCGCCCCUGUGCCCAGGUCUGUGUGACACAUCAGUCACUGUCCCUCCCUCAUUACGUCACACUGGCCGAGUGCCCCACCUACCCCAGUCACGGACACUGGCUCCAUGCGAGGGCACCUGCCGUGCAGUAGGGUCCAGGCACAGGGCUGGGCUCAGGCGCUAGCUUAAAUCCCACUCAUCUGACCGACGUGCCUGUCACAGAAACCAGUGACCUCGCCGGGCCCUCUCCUCGCCCUCCCGUCACGCGCGAGCCAGCGUGCGCUAUUCAGGACUGCCCUUAGACUUCUUUGCCUUGUUCACUGGAGACCGUCUUCUCCCCCCGGCCUGGCCCCAGGCUUCCUGCCUUGAGCUGGCGGCAGAGGACGUCCUGCUCGUCACCGAUGGCGCCAGGACGGGCAGACAAGAUUCCGAGUAGGGUCGGACCCCCUCGGCCUCCCACUCCCACCCCAGCUCGUGACCGCCCGCCCCAGAGCCCCACGCCGUUCACCUCCACACGCAUGGACCCAGCCUUCUGUACCCCAAAUGACGGACAUGCCCCUUGGAAAACGGUUCUUACCCGAGUCCCAGCCGGGAGCGACGCAGCCUGACCUGUGCGAGCAGCCCUCCCCUCCCCAUCCGCUCCCCGUUGCAUUGUGGUUGGACUUGUCUUUUUAUGUUUGGGUUCACAAGAGUGACUAUGAUAGUGAAAAGAAAAAAAAAGGACGCAUGUAUCUUGAAAUGCUUGUAGAGGUUUCUAGCGCACCCCCGCGCCGUGUAGGAACUCGGCCUCAGGCUAGCGUGGUUCCGCCUCCUGUGCCGCCCAAGUUUUGAGUUUCAUCAGCAUCUGGGACCUGAGAGACCCGAUUCUGGCUGAGGACGCCCGACUACGAAGGCCCGAGGCCCAGGACUAGGACGGAGGCGUGGGCCGCCCUCUCCCCAGGCCUGGCGUGCAGCGUGCAGCCGGUCUUCUCCGGCCACAGCCUCAAGUCCCUCAGCAGCCCCAGGAGGUCUUACGAGCUACUGUACCACAAGCAGCAGCCCGGGGCCAGCUGGGGAGGACAGCUGCAGGCCAGGAGGCGCCCCCGGCCUGGGGCCGGUCUGCUCUGCCGGCCUCGGGUGGACUGCCUGACCGGGACGACUCCAGCGGGCCGGGCUGCCUGCCGGAGGGAGGGGCCCGCCGGAAGACACUGCUGGUUCCCAAAGCCUCCUCGGCUCGCUGGUCUUGCACAGACUCUGCCGCGGGGGUGGGGGCGCAGGCUUGGCAGAAACUUGGCAGCCCCGGGCUGGGGCCGCCUUUUCUGGCUUAGGUCUGAUGAAAGGCAAACCCGAGGGCUGGCCGGGCAGACCCCUCACCCUGAGGCUCCCUGCUGCCCGCGUCCACACUGUCCUCGAGAGCGCUCUGAGACAAGUGUGGCUGAGACGUGCGGCCCGCGUGACGGCCGGGUCUGGGCUGUUCCUUCUCGUACCUCCUCCCUUCCCCUGCAGUUCACGCAGCCUGCCCUGCAGCACCAUCUGUGAGUAGGUGGGCUCCUGGGGACAGGCUGGAGAUCAGGGCUUUAGGGUGACCAGGCCCAUGCUGACAGGUGGACUGCCGGGCGGCGAUUAUGCGGACAAUCCCCCCAGGGCUGGGCACUCUUCCCCCGCUCCCUUUCCCCCACCUUCAGAGGCCAAGGUCCCGGGGUGGGCUAGACAGGAUAUAUACUGUAUGCCCGGGUCCCUCAAGCUGUGGGUUCACUUUAUCAGUACUUCCAUUUGAGCUCACCUCAGUGGUGAGACUGUACCGUUCGCGAUUGCUUGCUGUGCGGUGGGGGGAGGGAGGAACACGUAAGCUACUUCACAUGGGCAAAGGGCAGUCUUGGAGUGCUUCAGUUAAGCCGCCUUGUAACCCUGUCACGAUUUCACCCACACUUCGGAGGUGCCACGGGGCUCGAGGCCUGGGGCUUCGACGCUGCGCCCAGGCUCUCCCUGCUGCGGGGCAGCCAGUUCACCCCACCCGCUUCCCCGCCAGGUACAGGCUGUCAGGCCUAGGUGGGAACCUGAGAUCCCGCUGCUUGGCUCGCUGAGCUUUUGCGGUCCCUGAGGCCCUGGCGUCCUUCCCUGAGCCGCUGGCACUGCAGGGUCACCUCUCCCACCGGCUCCCCACGCAGUCCACGCUUGCAGCAGCUGCUGAGAUCUCUUACUUACCUUGUCUUUGUUCCCCAAAUAAACCAAGCAGCGGGGACAAGGGCAGAGGCGGCCGGCAGCACGGGUCUGUGGCUUCACGAGCCUCCUCCCACUGUCUCGGGCUUUGGAAAGGGUUACCCUGGGCCCCCGCCCGGAGUCUCCUCACAGACCGAGCCUGUGCAUCUGCUGUUCUGGGCAGGUCCGUUUCCAGCACUUGCAAGUCCCAUGAUUUCUUUGGUACUUCUGAGGGUGGGGGGAGGGACACAGAAUCAGCGUAGCUUAGCUUCCUGUUUGUGAAUGUCCAUAUAGUGUACUGUGUGUUUUAACAAAUGAUUUACACUGUUGCUGUAAAAGUGAAUUUGGAAAUAAAGUUAUUACUCUGAUUAAA
Chinchilla lanigera (long-tailed chinchilla) is the source of this 5888-nucleotide messenger RNA. It is a transcript of the gene Mapt, whose product is annotated as microtubule-associated protein tau. The transcript has 13 exons. Lineage: Eukaryota; Metazoa; Chordata; Mammalia; Rodentia; Chinchillidae. The coding region runs from base 15 to 2504 and encodes 829 amino acids. Gene Ontology annotation, biological process: microtubule cytoskeleton organization; neuron projection development. Gene Ontology annotation, molecular function: microtubule binding. Gene Ontology annotation, cellular component: neuron projection. The record is from RefSeq and is a predicted model, not a curated record.